CGUGCAUCGGUUAACUCCCGUAUGGUCCAGUCGUUUAAUGUUUUCGUAAGAAAUUAUUUAAUAUAAUGACAAUAACGGUAAUCACGUGAUCAUUUAUAAUUUACCAAUUAAGAAAAUAAAGAUUAAUAUAGGAAGUAUAGAAAUAUGUCGGAUACUCGUAAAGAAAAGAAGCAAAAAAUAACCUUGCAGAAGGAAGAACUCGAAUUACUCGAUAAAUCUGAAUUAAUAAAAAAAAUACUACUGUUGGAAGAAAAUAAUAAACAAUUGAAAGCAAUGCUCAAUAGAGUAAAUGAAAAUCCAAAAAAUAUUAGUACCGUUUAUACGUCACAGAAACCGUUUAAUUUUUUGAAAUGCAAUAAAAGGCAUAUCCUUUUGAAAUUCUAUUAUCUUGGAUGGGAUUACAAUGGUUUCGUCGUACAAGAGAGUACUAACGAUACGAUAGAGCAGCAUUUAUUUGCAGCACUGACAAAAAGUUGUUGCAUAGAAUCACGCGAAACUUCGAAUUAUCAUCGCUGUGGCAGAACCGAUAAAGGAGUGAGUUCCUUUUCACAAGUGAUCUCUUUGGACAUAAGGAGCAACUUGAAACCCGAAGAUCAACAUAAAUUAGAGGCUGAACUUCCAUAUUGCAAGAUAUUGAAUAGAUUACUCCCUUCAAACAUAAGGUGCAUCGCUUGGUGUCCGGUGCCCAGUAAUUUCUCUGCCCGAUUUAAUUGUAAAUUUCGAACCUACAAGUACUUUUUUCCAAGAGGAAAGUUAAAUAUAGAUACUAUGGAUAAAGCAGUUAAAUAUAUUAUAGGAGAGCACGACUUUAGAAAUAUUUGUAAAAUGGAUGUAGCAAAUGGUGUUAUUAAUUACAAGAGAAGAGUUAUUGAUGCAAAAGUAUCUCUUUCUAGAAAAAACAUUAGAAAUGUUCCAGGCUAUGAUAUAUGCGAAUUAAUCAUAACAAGUCAAGCUUUUUUGUGGCAUCAGAUUCGUUGUUUAAUGGGUCUUUUAUUACUCAUUGGUCAAGGAAAAGAAGAACCUCAAGUUAUGUUAGAACUCUUAGACAUUGCAAACUGUCCACGGAAACCUCAAUAUAAUUUGGCUCAUGAAUUGCCAUUAAAUCUUUGGUAUUGUGAGUACGAAACCAAAGAGUGGUACAUAGACAAAGAAGAAUUAAUAAACACGUUAAAAGUUUUACAAAAUGAUUGGACUUUCAAUACAAUAAAGUCUGUUAUGAUCGAGAAUAUGCUGUCGGAUUUGGAAAAUUCAAUGGACCACAAAGAUCUGUCGUUUCAAAAUGAUGCUUUACUCAUUGGUGUACAAUCUAAAAUAUAUCAACCCUUGAUGAAACGGGUAACUUGUGAAAGCUUGGAAAAUAAAAUAAAACACUAUAAAAACAAGAAGAAGAGAAAGGAGAUGUCCGAUUAAACGGGUUUACAGAAUUUUGUAUAAUUACGAAAUAAAACAUAAAAUGUUUGAUGA
Messenger RNA from Hylaeus volcanicus, 1464 nucleotides. Its product is annotated as tRNA pseudouridine(38/39) synthase. The record is from RefSeq and is a predicted model, not a curated record. Lineage: Eukaryota; Metazoa; Arthropoda; Insecta; Hymenoptera; Colletidae. Bases 145 to 1410 code for a protein of 421 amino acids. The transcript has a single exon. Gene Ontology annotation, molecular function: pseudouridine synthase activity; RNA binding. Gene Ontology annotation, biological process: mRNA pseudouridine synthesis; tRNA pseudouridine synthesis. Gene Ontology annotation, cellular component: nucleus; cytoplasm.